Messenger RNA from Canis lupus familiaris (dog), 3178 nucleotides. RefSeq names its product chromosome 24 C20orf96 homolog (gene C24H20orf96). The record is from RefSeq and is a predicted model, not a curated record. The coding region runs from base 1153 to 2244 and encodes 363 amino acids. NCBI's taxonomy places the organism in Eukaryota, Metazoa, Chordata, Mammalia, Carnivora, Canidae. The transcript is spliced from 11 exons.
AAAAAAAAAUUCCCAUUAGGCUCUCAAGUUGAGAUGCUAAGUAGGUUGUUGGAAGUGUGUGGCUGGAAUUCAGUGGAGAGGCUGGAGAUACGAAUCUGGGAGGCAUCCAGGUAGAGAUAGCAUCCAAAGUCACAAGACUUGAAGGAAACAUGAAUGGAGUGUGAAUGGAGAGAGAAGAGAGGGCUGGGACUGAACCUUGAGACACUCCAAUAAUAAAGGAAGAAGGGGAUGAACCAUCAAAGGAGAAGAGAAGAGAUCAGGAAGCCACUCCAGAGCAGUUUUUAGGGCACCUAGUUUAGAAAGUGUUUCAAAGAGGGAGUGAUCUGCUCUGUCAAAUGCUGCAGAUAGGCCAGGUAAAACGACAGAGGAGUCACUGUGGCGUUUAGCAAAGCAGAGGGCACUGGUGGCAUUGACAAGGGAAGUUUUAGUGGAGAGGUGGAGAACGAAAGUCUGACUAAAGAGGUGGAAAGGAGAGGGCAACAGUAGGUAAACCUUUCUGUGAAUUGUGCUGUAAAGUGAAGUAGAAAUUGCAGGGUAGUUAGAUGCAAAGUGGUCACUUUUUAAAAUCGAAUAAAAUAUGUUGGUAUACUGACGGGAAUAAUACAUAUGGGAAUAAUACAGGAUGAUGGGAGAAAACAGAAUUGCUGGCGCGGUCUCUUAGAGACAAAUGAAGAGAGUAGGCUUCAGUGCACAGUUGUAGGAAUCGGGCUUAGGCAGUUUAUACUGUCACAGGAGGGAGGCGAUUAGGUGGGUAAGGAGGUGAUGUGAAAUGAGUGAUGUGAAAUUGAGUUUACUGAUCCUCACGAUUUUCUUAAGUGUUCUAGGAAGCAAAGUCAUUAGCCAAGAAUAAAGAUGGAGAAGAAAGCGCUGGGGGUUUGAUGAGAGGAGAAAUAUGACAAUUCUUUAGGAUGAUGGGCAGGGCCAGCUGAAAGACUGGAGUAGGACUCGGAGAGGUUAGUCCCUCUAGGCACUCGGUAGCCUGCGUCCGUUUCCUUGGAGACGGAGAAGCGGGACUGGUCUCGCUGGGAAGCCUCAGCGGCCUGGGUUACCACGCGGUGCACGCUGAAACAAGAAAGUUGGAGACUCCGAGUAGAGAAGUAUCGCAAGAGAUCAGGGCCGCACGGACCCACGACUCUUCUUCCAUUUUCCCCAAUGGCGCGCGUCUUCCUGAAACCCAACCACCCUGGGAUUCGCUCCACAGUCUACAACUUCCAGAUUCCGGAUUAUGUUCCAUGGCAGCGGUCCAAGCAGAAAACCAAGCCAUCUACUACUACUCUGCCUCCAGUUCUACAAACCAGAGGCCACCAGAAAAGCACGACGAAGACUUUGACUAGCGUCCUGCCAGGGUUGUAUUCCAAGCCCACCAUGUUGAUGACAAGCCAGCUGAGGAAUCCACAAGAAAAGCACAGAGGGAAGUUGGACUCUGAGAAGGCACAGGCUAAAAUUCAGCUAAUGAGGACGUUGCUCAGGAACCGGCGAACCUCACUCCAGGAGCUCCGCAGCCAUGAGGUCUUCCUCACCAAGCUCAACUGGGAGCUGAUCAAGUCCAUCCAGGACAUGGAGGAGAGCUCGGCCCAGAAAGUGCGCGCGAUGCUGCAGCAGCAGGACAGCCUUGCGACUGUCAUCGACAUCUUGGAGUACUUGAACAAGAAGAAGCUGCAGAAGCUCAGGUGUGAACUUAAGGAGUGGGAAGAGAAGGAGGAGUCCAAGAUGAAGCACCUGGCGCAGCAGGUGGAACAGCUGAACGCCAAGAUUGAGAACACCUACAAGGAGGUGAACUUCCUGAGCACGUACAUGGACCAUGAGUAUCCUAUCAAGUCGGUCCAGAUUGCCAACCUUACGCGCCAGUUGCAGCAGAUAAAGGACAGCCAGCAGGAUGAGCUGGAUGAACUUAAUGAGAUGCGCAGAAUGGUCCUGGAGUAUUUGUCUAAUCAGAUUCAGAAGAAGAAGAAAAAACUCCUGAAAGCUCUGGUGGUAAAAAGCCAGCAGCCCCACCAGGAGGCUCUUCUGAAGAAGACUCGGGACAGCCAGUACAUGCUCAAGUGCACGGACAAGUUCAGAGAAUUUAUCCACCAGUUUGAGGAGGAGAUACCCAUAUUGAAGGCCCAGGUGGAGCAGCUCCAGGUCCAAGUCCAGGAGCCCCGAGAGAUCAUAUUUGCGGAUGUUCUGCUUCGGAGACCCAAGUGCACCCCAGACAUGGAUGUCAUCCUCAACAUCCCAGUGGAAGAGCUGCUCCCCUUCUAGAUGUUGGGGCCUUGGGCCAGCCUUCCUUCUCUGCUCUUUUCCCCAUACCCAUAGCAUUGAAUUGUCUCCUUCCAUGACCACUUGCCCACUCAGACCCUAAUGUGCUCUCCCUCCCUUCCUUCUCUCCCUCCCUCCCCCUUUUCCCUCCUUCUUUCCUUCCUCCCUCCCUCCUUCCCUCCCUCUCUUCCUCUACCUUUCCUCCUUUCUCUCUGGUUGGUGCUGCUGCCUGGGCCAGGUGGGCAUCCCCAGUCAAGUCUGCCACUCCUUUUUACCAAUAAAGCUGGAUUUGUAUUUGCUCUUUUGCUUGGAGAUUUCCAGCUCAGCUUUGAGAAGAUGUGGUAGGAAUGAAGUUUGUCUUAAGAUAAGGGGUAGGUGACUGCUGACUCUCUCUGGGCCACAGAACUUCUCAAGAAGUGCUGAGUGACACCCCCCCCCUUCUGACCUGGCUCUGGGCUGCUCUGUCCCUGGUGCAGUGGGAGCCCAGCUUCCCUCCUGAUUUGUGCUCAGACCUGUUGGGCCAGUGCCAGGGCAGUGCAAAUGCCAAAGGCCCGGCCAUCUUGGCCUCACUUGGCACAACUCUGAAAGGCCUGUUCUGGCUCCAGAACUCUCUGUCUACAAUUGUCCUUGGGCCUGCAGGGCAGCUUGACUUCUCCCUCUUCCCAGUCCUGCCCCCCCCCCCCCCCCCCCGCAGUUGAUUCCUAGUUGCUUGGUAAUAAACAUCCUGCACCUUACACUCUGCCCCAGAGGGGGCUUCCCCAGGGACCCAGACUGCUGUAAUCCUCUGGUUGCCCACCAAUCCACUCUGUGUAAGAGUGACUUUUGGUUACAAGCUACAGAACACCUAAUCAGAUUGUCCUAAACAAUAGAGGGCUCAGGUAAAUAAAUGUUCUAAGUGAGGCGAGGCUUUAUCCAGAAAUAAAGUGACGUCACCAAA